Messenger RNA from Rotaria socialis, 1347 nucleotides. NCBI's taxonomy places the organism in Eukaryota, Metazoa, Rotifera, Eurotatoria, Philodinida, Philodinidae. The record is from the annotation of a GenBank genome assembly.
AUGACCUGUGACCUACAUAAAUCAUGUGGUAUUUCUUAUCGAACAUAUGCAGCUUACAAGCCUCAUGUGUAUCGUUAUCACUCAAGCCUGUUGCAUUCAACAAAUGAAGAAAAUUUUUAUUUACUUACUACAAAUAAUACUCAACAGUUAAACAUGGAUCCUAAUACCGACGUGAAUAUAAUGAAUGAUAAUGUAACAAUUAAUACAAUUAAUGAAGAUGACGAAGAUGAUUUUUCAAGUGAUAGUAUUGAAGCUGAUACAUGUAAUGAUGAUCAACAACAACAAGCAACAAAUAUUGAUUCACAAAAUCUAUUCAAAUCAUCUUGUAACGAAGAAAGUAACAUCUCAUUUAUAUUUGAUAUUCAAAAAUCAUUUGCUUUAUUUAUUUUACAAUUACGAGAAGAGUUUUAUCUUCCAAAAAGUACUAUCAAUUCUAUUUCUAAUUAUAUUGUGACCUUGAUCAACCACUUAGAACUUCUAUUCAAACAGAAAACUAUUAGAAACGACUUAGGUAAUGCGAAGAAUAUUUCGUCGUCAAAAACAACCUCCGAUUCAAAUAAUGAUAUUAUUGAAUUAAAAAUUGUGAAGAGUACUAUGAAAGAAUAUAAUCCACCCGAGGAAGUAACGAUAUCAGCUCCCGGUGAGGAUUUAAAAUGUGGUUACUUUGUUCCUAUUGAUCAAACAUUGACAUCUAUAUUGCGAAAUCAAGAUACUGUUGAUCAAAUCUUCGAUAGUAUGAAAAAAAAAGAAGCUACAAUUAAAGAUGAUGAUUUAAUGUUCCCAUUUCGUGAUGGAGAUUAUGGUUCUAGAAUCGAUGAUGAUAGUUUACUUAUACAACUAUAUGUUGAUGACAUAGGUUUAACGAAUCCCAUUGGUGUUAAAAAGGAUCGACACAACAUGUUUAUGGUGAAUUUCUCACUGGAAGAUUUUCCAGAUCAAUAUCGCUCUCAAUUAGAACAAAUUUAUUUAGUUGCAGUUUGUGAAGGUGGAAUACUUAAGAAAAAAAUAUUAAAUAAUCAAUGGAUAUCUUUUGGAAUUUUAUCACAAUCAACACCAAUGGCACCGAAGUCAUAUGAUUCGCCAUCUUUCUAUGGCUGGGGACAAUGCACCACUCAAACGUUUUUGAAGGGUUCAAACCAAAAAGGUUAUGCUGGCUAUGACGGUGAUAUUAAAGAAAAUGAUCUUAUUGAAUUAAUCAUAAAUUCUGAAAUAAGCAAUAUUAAGUUAAUUAACCACCGCUCGACAAAGCGUUAUCAAAUACCAAUUGAUCCAAGCAAGAGUCCAUUCCCUUGGAAGUUGUCUGUUAACCUUGUUAAUAUAAACGAUCGUGUAUGCAUCGCAAGAUAA